AUGAUUGAUGCGGAGAAUGUCACAUCGACUAGUUUAAAUAAUAGUUUGAAUACGGUGAAACUGCUAUCACAUACAACUCUAUUGGAGUUUUUCUUCCGGCAUGUCUAUUUGUUACUAUUAGUGGUAAUCGGAUGCAUUGGAAAUGGUUUUGUAAUUAUUGUUUUUGGUCAACGAGCAUUACGCACGACGAUUGCAUCCAUGGGCUCGAAUAUGUCCGUGUAUCCAUUUCUCUUUUAUAUGGCUAUUUCGGAUACAAUAUAUUUAUCUAUUUUAUUUUGCUUAUGGCUAUCGAAUUAUAUAAAUAUUCUUCAUCGUCCAGUAGUUUGCCAAUUAACAUUAUAUUUAACAUACGUAUGCAAUUUUAUAAGUGCCUAUUAUACAGUGUCAUUUACAGCUCAACGUUUAUUUGCUGUUGUAAAACCAUUUCGUGUAUCGCAUGUACUUUCAUGGUAUCGUUCUCGGUGUUUAGCUUUAUUCAUAAUAUGCAUUGCUUGUUUAAUUUACUCAUAUUUACCAUUUCUGAUCGGUAUUGUUAAUGGGCAAUGUUUUUCAUUGAAACAUUUACGUUGGAUAAAUGAAUUAAUGGAUAUAGUGGAUUGUUUUGUUGUCUUUCUUAUUCCGUAUAUUUCGAUCAUAGUAAUGAAUGCAAUUAUAUUAAUAUCUUUACGACGAAUGAAACAAAAUCCACGUGAAUUUCUUUUUCGAAAUCAUUCUCAAUUGAAUCAAAUUCGUGAAAUAACACGUCGAAGUGCUUCACGUAAAAUGACGAAACUAUUGUUAGCUGUUUCAACGUCAUAUUUAAUAAUAUGUGCCCCAUAUGCAUCUAUUCAUACAUGGCGUUUACUAUAUGGACACAAAACAGUUGAAACAAAAUUAAUUCGUCUAUUGGAAAAAUAUUUUCAUUCAAUAUAUCAAAUAUCAUUCGCAAUAAAUUUUUAUAUUUAUAUUUUAUUUGAUUCAAAAUUUCGUCGUGAAUUGAAACGUCUUUUUAUGAAAUUAAAAAUAAAUAUUUGUCAUUGCUUUCGUCAUUCAAGUUUUUACGAUAAUGAAAAUUCAUUAAAUCCAAAUCGCUCAUCAAAUUGUGAACAAUUUCAAUUAAUGGACCGAACUUCACCUUCUACAAUAUUAACUACAAGUGGAUUUGUAUUCGGAUUUAAAUACAAAUAA
Molecule: messenger RNA, 1167 nt
Organism: Rotaria socialis
Lineage: Eukaryota; Metazoa; Rotifera; Eurotatoria; Philodinida; Philodinidae
Source: the annotation of a GenBank genome assembly